CGCCAACUGCGUCGAGCCGUGGUCGGACGGAACGAUUACGCGAGACGCCAUAUUGAGGUGUUGAGAGAGAGGAGGUUGCGAGUGUGAUCGAAUGCGCGGCCUAGUAGGUGUUUACACGGUUCCGUGGCAAAAACCGUGACUGCAAAUCGUCGAUCCUACAAUUGUUACCUAGCGGCGCGAACGGUGACACGUGUAUGAUAUUUGACGCUUAGUGCUGACAUGAGUGGUAGCGACGGCGAAGAGGGUCGACGCGAGAGGAAUACCAUCAUCACCAGCAUCACCGCUACCGCCACCGUCACCGGGGAAAAGGACACGGUUGUGAUGGACGACGACGGUGCGUUGGCGGCAACAGCGGUGAAGCAACGCGUCGACGACGCGCGUUUCCCGCGCUCCGUCAACCGCCGCAAGCACGAUGACGGGAGACGGGAUGAUACCGCGCGGACGCUCUGCGACACCAACGACCACGAAGCCGAGAAAACGCGCGUGUUUCCCGGGAAAACGCGCGUCAAAGACCUCGACCUCGCCAAAUAUGAUACGGGUGAUCAAAGCUUAAUCGACGCAGUUAUUAAGAAAGUGAGAGUGUCUGAAGAAGAUCGACGUAAUUCGCCUAGAAUGAACACUGACACACUCACUAAAAUGUACUCCUCUGCAGCAGCUGUAGAUAGUUCAUCACAUUAUGGGAAAGAAUCUUGCUCUUGUAAUUCUUAUAAAGCUAAACAAGACGCAUUCAGAACAACGGAUCAGGGUGUGAUAGACGCGUUUAUCAGGGGUGCGAGAGCGGCUGAAGAAGAUCGGCGUAAUUCAUCUAGAGUAAACACUGACGCGCUUGCCAAAUUGUACUCCUCUGCAGCAACUGUCGAUAGCUCAUCCCAUCAUGGGAAAGAGUCCUGCUCUUGUGAUUCUUAUAAAGCUAAACGAGAUAUGUUUAGGGAGGAGCUACAAAAGGCUAUGAAGUUCCAGAACCUAUGGACUGAAUUGCAGCAAUAUAUACAUGCUGUAUUUAACAUCGCUCUGGAAACGGCUCGUGUGUCCGACUCUUCACAGUCUCAGUGCAGCAGACUACCUCCAAUUGACAUGCACGAUACUGUUAUUCAAUUAUGCAAAAGAGAUCCUCACCAACUAUUCAUGAGGUUAGUAAGCCAGGCGCAAGAAUUUGUGAUAGAAGUAAAAGUUCGUUUGUUUGUUCUUCUACACGAUCAUAGUGUAAACAAUUUAGCAGAAAUUUUUCUUACUGGUCUCUUGGAUGACUAUGAUGCUCUUGUAGCGACAGCAAUUUUGAUUUCUGAGUUAGUAAAACCAUUAAAAGAAUACCUCUUCAAAUUUAAUUUGACAUGGGACUGUUUUAUUAAAAAGUUAUAUCAAAUUUAUGUAUAUAAUGAUGCUUUGGUGCAAAAUAAUUUACCUACGUUUAUUGGACAGCUGAGGAAACUUCUACCAUUGAAAGGUUCCGAAUACCAAGAUCUUGUUCAUAGAUAUUUAUUUUUUGAUGACGAGAUGACGAGAAUUGGUAAUUUAUGGCCCGAGACCGAACCGUGGAUGGAUAAAUAUAAUGCAGAACAAGCAGUUCGUAUGACAAGACUUAGACAAAUUAGAGAAGCUUGGGAAUUGUUCACAACAACACGUAAGCUUAUGGAACACAGCAUGUUAAGCAAGACACCGGAUAUUGGAAAUGAUAUGCGAGAAAUUCAUGGGCAGUUUUCUUCGCUCAUUGCACAUACAUCUGGAAAUGAUAGUCGACCUUUAAGUCCACUAUUAGACCUUAAUUCGGAUUCAAUAGCUAUACCAUCGAGUAUAGAGAUAGUUCAAAUAUUGUUAGAUGAUUGGAACAAGGCCCAGCAUCAAAAAUUGGCAGACAUAGCUGAGGCAUUGACUGCUACUGAAAUGGACGCUGUUGGACCAGCUGAUUCCAUCUGUUACGAUUAUGCGCGUGCAACAUGCCGAUUGGCGCAAUAUGCUAUCAGAUCAGUCAGGAGUCACAGUGAUGAUAGUGAUAAUGAGAAUGGAUUUGAGAAUGGGAAAAAAUGCGAAUGUCAUACGUGCAAUGAAAUAAGAGUAGGCCAUGUGAGUACACAACAUAAAGUCGAAAACGUUGAGAAAAAUGAUACAAAUUCAUUCUUAUCCAGUAAUGGAUUUAUGGAUGAAUCCGUGAAUUGUACAACAACACAAAUUAAGAAGAAAUUAGACAACUCAAAUGAUGAGGAUAAGAAGAAGAAAGAAUCGGUUACACCUAGUGCUCUACGCAAAGAUACCAUAUCAAAGACAUCUGAAUUAGAACCUUGUUCAUGUGUUUAUCAACACGCGCGAGAAAUAGCGGAAAGAAAAAAGGAGAUUCUGGAAAAUCCACCUUGUCCUUGUCUGUUGAAUUCGAGGCGCAAAUGGGAUAUGUGUCCUUGCUUGCCUACAUCAGCUAUACCCGAAACACCCGUAACAAACGGUCGUCCUAAAGCAACAUCGCCGACUUCUGUCACAAAGGUUAAUCCAGAACCAAGCCAAAAACCCGCUGUAAAGACUGGUUCCACGCAAUCCGCCCAGACUCAAACGAGGCAUUCUAUGACACAAACGCCAAACGCGACUCACAAUCAUAAUAUUCAUCAUGGUAAGUGUAAUCCGCAUGCUCAUGGGCCACUACCAGAUUUGACGAAAAAUCUGAUGGGUCCAUCUCACCCCAGACUUCAUUCACUCAAUCAUACACCGCACGCAUGUCACAAGCAAGCCAAUGUCGAGCACAUCAAGAGAGUGUCGUGUAAUGAUUUGAGUUCCGGAGAUGGAGACUGUUCGGAUUCAGGGAGCAGUCAGGAGGACUCGUGUUCCACUAGUAGUUCUGCACAAAGGGAUACCAAUAUGAGACAUUGUGAUUGUUGCUACUGUGAAGUCUUUGGCCAUGGGAUGCCGGCAGUUGCACCAGUAAGUCGAAAUUAUAAGGAAAUGCGAGAACGAUUGCGACAACUCUUGACAAAAAAGAAAGCGAAAAAGUGCAAAGGUGUAGCAGCUGGCUGUAGUCCACCAAAAAGUCCAUCGGAAUCGUCAAUUUCCAAUAUCAAUUUCGAAUCCAAAAACCUGACGAGUUCGGUUCUUAGAUCGAAUACUCCAAUUUCGACGACUUCUACGAUCCAGCAUGAUCAACGAGAUCAGCGAGAUUUAGAAGAAUUGUUAGAAUUUAUCGAAGGUAAUCAAAGCGGGAAAAAAGACAAUAACAAGAAAGCCGAGAAGAAAGCAAGACAGAAACAACGAAAGCUUGAGGAAAAGUUAAAGAAAGAUAGGCAAGAAACAGAAAGACAGAAAUUAAUUGAAUUGCAGAAAAAGACACCAGAGGUUACGAUCACUGUUGUCGAUCCUCAAAAGCCUGUACCUCAAAGAUCAUUACCUCAAUGUAAUUUACCAGAAGUUUCUAUUUUACCGACAUCGUCAUCCAUAUCUCUAGGUUUGAUGAAGCAGUUAAACAAUAGAAAAAAGGAUAAACAGGAAGUUUGUAGCAAUAAUAAUAAUAGCAGCAGUAAUAAUAGUAUUAUUAAUUUAAAUAACAAGACAAAAACGGCGUCUGCGAAUUCAAAUGCGAAAAAUAAGAGUAUUAAUAGCACUGAAAAAUGCGAAGUACGAAAUACGAAUUCUAAUCAAGCCAGUAAAAAUAACGUGAAAAAUGAUAAAAUCGAAAGCAAUAAAGCUAACAAAUCAUUAGCGAAUAUUAAUACCACAUGUACGAAGAACAAUAAUUCGAGUAAUAGUACAGAUAAGUUAUCCGAUAUUGACUUAGUUGACAAGAAAUUGACAAAGAAAGAAAGAAAGAAAUUGAAAAAAGAAAUGAAGAAAUUGGAAGAAGCAAAGAUGAAGGAAACUGAGAAUGUGACACAAACGGAAUCUCAACCGCAAAUAGUUACUAUUAGAAGGGAAAUAAAUUCGAAUAGCGCUGAACCUACAGUCACGAUCACUCUGAAAGGUCAGACUCCGGCUGAGGAUAAAGUUUUAUUUACAUUAGUAAAUGGACAAACUAAAGAGCCUCCUCACAAGAUGGAACAAGAACAAAACCAAAGUAAUAAUGGAAAGAAGAAGAAAGCCAAAACGAAUAAUAAUAAUAAUAAUAAUAAUUCCCUACAACAAGGAAAUAAGUUGCAGCAACAGAAUAAUCCGAAGUCAUCACAAACUCCAUCUAAGGCAUGCGACAGUAAGAAUUUGAAGCAACAAGCAAAUAAUGACAAAUCGAAAAUUGGCAAACAAAUAGAUGAGAAAAAAGUUCAACAACAAAAUGUUGAAGCUAAAAAUUCUAAAUCGAAGAAGGAUAAAAGAAAUAUAGAGAAUAAGGAAAACGUGCUGCAACAGCAAAACACGGUGAAUAAGAAUAAGAAUCAACAAAACGCGACUAAUAAGAAGCAGAUUAAAACGAAUACACCUCCUCAAACGCCAGUGUCGCAGAAACAGCAACAGCAGAAUCAGAAUAUAACAAAUGAAUCUACAAUUAAUAAGAAAAUAAAGAAACAACACCAACAACAAGACAAGAAUGUACAAUCUAACGCCAAUAAGAGCAAUAAAAAUAUUAAUAGUAACAACGCCAACAAUAGGAAUGUAACAAAUAAAAGCGAACCUCAAAAGAAUGUAAAUAAAACGAAUUCAACUACCGCAAAUAAGCAACAACGUGUGCCUACAGAGGUCCAAAAUACAUGUAAUGAACGGGUAGGCUCGCCGUCUCUCAGUAGCCAGUUUAAAGACAUUGGGCCGAAUUCCAAGAUUAAUAUUGAGAAUCUCAAGUUACCGCCGGGCAUUACGAUCACAAAGGUCGACGCGCCGCCAAAACCACUACCGAUCAAAACGGCUCCUUUGCCGAAACCAGUGAGUCCGCCCAAACAAACCACUAUUAUUGCCACGCCAAUGAGCGGUGUUCAAUCGAGCUAUGCGAAUCCACAAGCUGGAGGAAACGUCAUUGUAGUAGACACGGGCAAGCUUAAGCAAGACUUGCUGCCGAAAGCCAAUGAGAAAGACUCGUCCAAGGAUUCUCAGUCUCAAAGUACCAGCAAGAAAAAGAAAAAGAAAAACAAGAAUUCGGCCAAUUCGGGAAGCACGGCGUCUACAUCACCACCGGUGCAAAACAGCGAUACAUUCGUGAACGAUCAUGUGAUAGAUGAACCUGCGAGAAUAUUGCACAAUCCCGGCACGAACAUGGUGACCAUCAAGAAUCCGUCGUUCGGACCAAUGAAAGUACCGCCGACGCAACAGGCGGCCAUCAUCAAGGUGUCGGAGAAUGGCAUGGUGACGAUCCGAAGUCCAGCCUUGCAGCAGGCUAUCAACGCUGGUCUGACAUCACCGCCCAAACCUGAUUAUAUUGUCAAGGGUGAUCUAUCAUCGUCAUCGUCGUCGACAGGCAGAAUGACGACGACAACGACGACAGCUGAUUGUAACACGUCGAACAUGAAACACGCGAACGGCGUUAUUCCGUCGAGUUUGGCGGAAUUGCGUAGCCGAUUGACCGCGCAACCAAUAGACUGCGCCUCAUCCUUGUCCGGGCUCGCCAACAUACAAAUCAGCAAGGUGACGAAUGGCCAACCGAUACCGGAGAACGGCAUCAACCUCAAGGGUACUAGCGUCACUCUGACAAAGGUGAGACCCGAGACGACGAGCAUGGAGGAUGCGCGGCAAGCAUCGGCGAAUAAUACCGCGGUGAAGGAGGCGGUGAUAAGCGCCAACGGCGGCGGCAAGAGCAAGAAAAAGAAAAAACGCGGAAAUGGCACGAGACAAUGCGGAGAUGACUGGAACCUCGUUGAGAGCGUAUUCACGCCCAAAGAUAUAGACGGGGACAUGGACGACUUUGAGCGUGAAUUGGAGGACUUCAAGAGGUUCUGCCAACAAUCCGUGCCACCGCCGCACAAGGAGAAGGUCAAUCUCAAUAUCAAGGAUAUCGUGUUGAAGAAGAAGUCAUCGUCGUCGGCAUCAUCGUCAUCGGCGGCGGCGGCAACCGGUCCUGCCACUGUGAUAGCGGCUAAUUGAUUUGUCGAUUAAUAUCGCGUUAUCAUUCAAAGUGCGUGAUUACUGCCAUUGCGAUGGUUCGAUGUGUGGUCUCUUGGACGCGAUCGCUUUGUGAACGAUUCGCCUCCGAUCGUCAUUGAUGAUUUCGCGUUUUCAAAGAAAGACGGAUGUAUAAUGCCUUCGUAGCUGAAUAUAAUCAUUAGUGAUUCUAAAUGAAAAAAAAAA
Molecule: messenger RNA, 6177 nt
Organism: Camponotus floridanus (Florida carpenter ant)
Lineage: Eukaryota; Metazoa; Arthropoda; Insecta; Hymenoptera; Formicidae
Exons: 19
Coding region: 220-5973 (1917 amino acids)
Source: RefSeq, a predicted model, not a curated record